Molecule: messenger RNA, 1191 nt
Organism: Nicotiana tabacum (common tobacco)
Lineage: Eukaryota; Viridiplantae; Streptophyta; Magnoliopsida; Solanales; Solanaceae
Source: RefSeq, a predicted model, not a curated record
AUGGACUCUAGCAAGGAACACUUUGGCAUCAAAACUCUUCUUGCAUGUGACUAUCCAGUCAAUGCCAUCCCAAUUGAACCUGGUUCAUCUCUGAAGACACCCAUCAACAGCAAAGAGGGUAUGCUUCAACAACUCAUUGGAACAAAUGGUAAGAUGCAGGAAAAGUUGACAGUGCAUGAUUUAGCAAUAAAGAACAUUGAAACUCAGUUGGGGCAGCUGUCUAUUGCUUUAAACAACCUUCCCCAGGGAACAUUGCCAGCGGACACAAAUAUUAACCCCAAGGAGCAAAACCUGAAUCAACUGAUGGGAGUAAGUCUCCAGAAUGGGAGAGAUUUAGACAAAGAGCAAGAAGUUCCACAAGCCAGUAAAGAGACUACGCCAGUCACUCCAGUUCCAUUAGAGGUAGAUGAACUAGCAGAACUUACUAAAGUGGCGGUUGAACAGGGUCAGGAUGAAAAGGGUAAGGCUAAGGUGAGUGAACAAGCUGUAGAACAGGUGGUACCUCUUGUGCCACAGAAUACCAACAGAGAGAAGCCAACAAGCAGUGCACAAAGGUUGAAUAUUUCUCUGAUGGAUGCCUUGAAGGAGAUACCAGGCUAUGCAAAGAUGAUGAAGGACCUAAUGUCACAAAAGUUUGAUUUCAGGACCUAUCCAUAUUAUGCCUUUGCAAAGGCAUUAUGUGACUUAGGAGCCAUCAUAAAUUUGAUGCCUCUGGCUAUAUACACCAAACUAGGCAUUGGCAGAGCUAGACCGACUUCGAUGUUGUUGCAACUGGCUGACCACACGGUUAAAAGGCCAACUGGGAUUCUUGAUGAUGUGUUGGUACACGUGGGGAAGUUUGUGUUCCCUGCAGACUUUGUUAUUCUUGAUUGUCAGGUAGAUGAGGAGAUACCUAUCAUUUUAGGGAGGCCAUUCUUAGCCACUGGGAGAGCACUGAUCGAUUGUGAAACUAGGGAAUUAAAAAUGAGGCUGAACGAUGAAAAAGUCAUAUUCAAUGUUCAGCAAUCCAUGAGGAGACCCAGUGAAUAUGCUAAUUGCUUCCUAAUGGAGACAGUGGAUGUGAUCCUACACGAAGACGAUGUGACCCUAACUGCUAAAGAUACACUGGAGGCCUACAUGACAAAUUUAGAGGAUAUGGAUGGUGAAGGGUUGGCUGAGUGGGUCAUGGCACUUGAAGGCCAAGGAUUCUAG